AUGGCGCAUACGCAGCCCGAGCCUAAAAAGCCGAAAGUGCAAGAAAACCGAGGCAUCUACAUCACCAAUCUCCCCCUCGAUACGACGGUCGACGAGAUUGACGCCGAGUUCUCCAAGUAUGGCCUGAUCGACCUCUCGCACGACGGCUCGAAGCGGAUCAAGAUGUACACGGAUGAGGACGGGAACUUCAAGGGAGAGGCGCUUGUCGUCUACUACAAGAAGGACUCCGUAGGCAUGGCAAUCAACAUGAUGGACGAUUCGUGGUUCCGUCCCGGACAAGGACCUAACAUCCGCGUCCAAGAGGCGGACAUGUCCUACAAGAAGACCCACGAUCUCGAGGAAACCAAGAAGACUCUUACCCGUGAACAAAGGAGGGCCCAGGGAGUCAAUCGUGCCGAGCUGAGCCGCAAACUCGCCGAAUGGUCCGAUGAAGAAGACGAAGUCGCCAAAGAGACGUUUGCUCCCAAGAAUCAGUGGGCCAAGAUCGCCAUCGUCAAGCACGCCUUCACUUUGGAGGAGCUCGAGAAGGACAAGGACGCUCGAGCCGACAUCCAGGCGGACAUGCGCGAGGAGGGCGAGAAGCACGGCAAAGUCACCAACGUUGUCAUCUACGACCUGGAGCCCGAGGGCAUCCUCACCGUCCGUUUUGAAGAUGCGGACUCGGCGGAGAGCUUCAUCAAGGCAUGCAACGGUCGCAGCUUCGAUGGAAGGAAGCUGGUCGUCACAGCUGCGCAGAGCAAUCCGAAGGGCAAGUUCAAGAAGAGCGCCCGCUAUCUGAAUGAAGAGGAAGAAGAGGAACUUCUCAACGAUCUGGUCGAUUAA
Messenger RNA from Westerdykella ornata, 822 nucleotides. Its product is annotated as U2 snRNP-associated protein Uap2. The record is from RefSeq and is a predicted model, not a curated record. NCBI's taxonomy places the organism in Eukaryota, Fungi, Ascomycota, Dothideomycetes, Pleosporales, Sporormiaceae. Gene Ontology annotation, cellular component: U2-type spliceosomal complex; U2 snRNP. Gene Ontology annotation, molecular function: RNA binding. The coding region runs from base 1 to 822 and encodes 273 amino acids. The transcript is spliced from 2 exons.